This is a messenger RNA of Trachymyrmex cornetzi, 816 nucleotides long. RefSeq lists its product as uncharacterized. The record is from RefSeq and is a predicted model, not a curated record. The transcript has a single exon. NCBI's taxonomy places the organism in Eukaryota, Metazoa, Arthropoda, Insecta, Hymenoptera, Formicidae. Bases 226 to 681 code for a protein of 151 amino acids.
AAAACGUAUAUAAAACGUACGAGGUCUGUUCAAAAAGUAUCGCGAAUUUUGAAUUUCCGCGGGUUACGUAUAUUCGAUUUUCGAUUUUUUUGUGGCGUUAUGUUGGUACUCAUGUCUCUCACUUAUGCCGACAAGUUCGGCCAUUUUGAAUGUUCAGUUAAUUUUUGACAGCUGCUUUGCUUGCACGUGUUUUGGUUCGUCUUCGAUUUCUGCCUAUUCCAAAAAAUGGAUCAAAGAAUCUGUAUCAAAUUUUGUGUGAAAAACAAAAUUAAAUGCGCGGACGCAUUCCGAAUGUUGGCUGUGGCAUAUGGUGAAGCUACCUUGGACCGAAGCAACGUUUAUCGGUGGUACAAAAUGUUCUCAGAGGGCCGAGAAGAUGUGAACGACGAAGAGCGUGCCGGACGCCCGAGCACGUCAACAACAGACGAAAACAUUGAUGAAGUGAAGAAAAUAGUAUUGGCCAAUCGUCGAAUCACCGUCAGAGAAGUUGCUGAGGACCUAAACAUAUCGAUUGGCUCGUGCCAUUCGAUUUUUACCAAUGAUUUGGGCAUGAGACGGGUCGCCGCGAAAUUCGUGCCAAAAUUGCUCAAUUUCGACCAAAAACAGCAUCGCAUUAACAUUGCUAAGGAGCUGUUGGACUCUGCCGCAGCCACCGUAUUCCCCAGAUUUGGCCCCCUGUGACUUUUUCUUGUUCCCGAAUCUGAAGAGGCCCAUGAAAGGACGACGCUACGCUACGAUUGAGGAGAUAAAGACGGCAUCGAAGGAGGAGCUGAACAAGAUCACAAAAAAUGAUUUUUUGAAGUGCUUCGAGGAUUG